AUGAAAUUUCACCAAACUACAGCUUUGUUCUUGUCUACAGUCUUUUCUCUUUUGACGUCGACUGUAUGCCAAAAUGACGAAUCCGCCGCAGUGUACAUAUCUUCGCUGAGAACCAGCUCCGGAAAUCUCACCUUCGCACUCAGUGUUGCCGACCCAACGGUGUCCCAGGAUAUGUACUUUCACAUCUCUGGGCCAUCUAGCUACUCGUAUAUUGGGAUCGGGACAGGCACGGUCAUGCAAGACGCACUCAUCUUCGUGAUCUACCCCAAUGCAUCGGGAGAUGGAAUCACUCUGAGUCCCCGAAUAGCAACCGGCAACAAAGAACCUGUCCUCGCACCCUCAUUAGAUGUCGAAGUCCUUCCGGGAAGCAAUACGUCCAAUGGCCUAAUGACUGUCAAUGCGCGCUGCAAGAAUUGCCUCAGUUGGAGUUCCGGAGCUUUGGAUUUGACUGACAUGGCUUAUCCAUGGAAUUACGCCUUGGGACCGAAUACCGCUCAGUAUGUAAGAAUCAAGAGCAAUUCACUGUCGGCCGAUCUUGAGAUGCAUGUUGAAUAUGGACUGUUUACUCUGGAUAUGACUCGCGCUACUGGAGGUGCCGGCGCAUUGCCAACCUCUCUAACAAACCCGAUCGGCUCCAACGCAACCCGUCCGCGAGUCCUCACGAGCAACUAUCCCACCAUCAUUCACGCAGUCUUGGCCACCUUACCAUUAGUCUUGCUCCUACCCACCGGCGUCAUUUUUCUCCGCUUCUUCCCCGGCAGUGUGCGAUGGCACUGGGUGAGCCAAACCGCCUCUUCGGUGAUUAGUGUUCUGGGGAUAGCCGUAGGCAUAUAUCUCAGUACUUGGUUCAACAAGUCCAAGUCAUUUGGGAGCGGACACCAAAUUAUCGGAUACAUUAUCUGCGCCGGCAUACUGGCGCAAUGGUUUCUCGGGUUUUGGCAUCAUCGCCUGUAUAAAAAAAUUCAAAGGCCGACCAAUUAUGGCUUUGUGCAUCGCAAUUUCGGACAUCUUGUCUUCGUAUUUGCUAUUGUAAAUGCCGGUAUAGGAUUAUCCUGGAGUCAAGCUGCCUCACCUGUUAUUAUAGGAUAUUCUGUUGCUGCUGGGAUUGUUGCUAUUGUACAUUUUUCGCUCGUGGCGUGGAAACGCUGGGAACGACGGAAGCUUGACGCUUCUGAGCCAAAACCCGAGUAA
Molecule: messenger RNA, 1191 nt
Organism: Talaromyces amestolkiae
Lineage: Eukaryota; Fungi; Ascomycota; Eurotiomycetes; Eurotiales; Trichocomaceae
Exons: 3
Coding region: 1-1191 (396 amino acids)
Source: RefSeq, a predicted model, not a curated record